Molecule: messenger RNA, 1317 nt
Organism: Entrophospora sp. SA101
Lineage: Eukaryota; Fungi; Glomeromycota; Glomeromycetes; Entrophosporales; Entrophosporaceae
Source: the annotation of a GenBank genome assembly
AUGGAAUCUACAAAUAUUAACAACAACGACAACAGCAUUAGUAGCAAUGAAGUAUUAUCUAAAGAAUCUGUAAAUAUUAUUAUACCUAAUUCAAUAAAUAAAUCACCUUCGUCAUCACUACCAAUUAUUAUUAAUGAUCCAAAAAAUUGGCCAAAAAAAAAGAAACUUCAUGUUUUAUUAAUUAUUGCAUUUGCAAGUAUAUUAAUUGGCAUGGGUGGAUCAAUAUUGUAUCCUGCCUUAAUAAGCAUCCAAAAUGAUUUAGAAACCACUGAAUUUCUUACAAAUUUUCUAAUUGCAAUAUAUCUUAUGUUCUUUGGAAUUGGGCAACUUGGAUGGGCAUCAUAUUCAGAUAUAUUUAAGACUAGGCGUAAGAUGUUUUUGGGUUCUUUUUUAGUAUAUUUAAUUGCAAGCAUAAUCUCUGCUGUUUCCAAUAGCAUUUGGUUAUUAUGUUUAAUGCGAGUAUUUCAAGCUUUGGGUACUUCAGCUGAUCAAUGUGUUGGAGCUGGCAUCAUCAGUGAUAUUUUUAUUCCAACUGGUUAUAUAGUUGGGCAAAUAACUGGUCCAGUAGUGGGAGGUUUUGUGACUGAAUAUCUUGGUUGGCAUUGGAUAUUUUGGUUUACUUCAAUAUUUAUAGAAAAAUCUUCUUCCACAUUACCACCUACAACAAAAAUAACAACAACACCUCACAAGAAAAUUUUCAAUCCAUUUAAACCUUUAAUAUUAUUGCGUCUACCACAUGUAACAUUAAUAGUUUUGUAUUUAGUUACUCUGACAGCUGUAUCUUAUGUACAAGAUAUCAUGUUAUCAAGAAAUUUUGUUGAAAAAUAUGAUCAUAUAAAUUCAUUUGAUAUUGGCUUAAUAUACCUGUCACCAACAAUUGGUUACUUGUUAGGAAGUCUAUUUAGUGGUAGAUAUUCUGAUUUUAUAUUACGUGCAUUUAUUAUACCUAUUGCUUACAUUUCUUAUGGUUGGCUUUUAAAUUACAAUGCUCAUAUCUCAUUACCUAUUAUUAGUCUGUUUAUUGGAGGAUUUACAACUUUGAUGGCACAAAAUCCAACAUCCACAUAUUUAGUAGAUGUAAAUCCAAAAUAUAGUUCAUCAGCUAUAGCAACGUGUAGUUGUUUAAGAUAUGUUUAUGCUGGAAUAAUGGUAGCAUUAUCUGUAAAAAUAGAUGAAACAAUUGGUGUAGGAUGGACUUACACUCUAGUUUCUUCCAUGAAUGCUUUCUCUAUAAUAUUUAUAAUAGUGGUUUAUUUUAAAGGCAAGAAAUGGAGAAACGAGAUGAAGGUUGGCGAAAAAGAUGUGAAUUAUAGUUAA